UACAGCUUCCGACUCUGAAGACCUGACCCUGAGCAAAACCUUCCUGGUCCCCAGCUGCAGUCUUAAAGUGUUGAAGCUUACAGCCAUCAUGAAGGUGAUUGUCAUAACCUUGGCCCUUGUUCUGAUCACAGGAACUCAAGGUGCAGUCCUGUGGCGAAAUGAGCCCCAAAAACGUCUAGAUAACCUGAAAAAUACUCUUCAGAACUACUUCAGUCAAGUUAGUGACAAAGCUCGAGACACUAUUGAGCACAUUGAUAACUCUGAGUUUGGCAAGCAGCUAAAUUUAACAAUUUCAGAGAGCUUGGAGAAACUCAACGGAUAUGUUACAGAACUGCAAAGGAUUGUGUCUCCCCUGUCAGAUGAAAUUCGUGAGAGAUUACAGAAAGACAGAUUGCAGCUGGAGGAGAAGAUUCAGACGGACUUGAAGGAGUUUAAAGUUAAAAUCCUUCAGUACACCAGUGACCUCCGCAAUAAGGUCAAUCUUAGUGUUGAGACAUCCCAGUUUAUGCUAGAACCCCUGGCCAACAGCAUUCAGGAGCAGGUUAUUCAGAAUGCUAAAAGCCUCCACCAAAAGCUGACCCCUAUAGCUGAGGAAAUCAAGGCGAAAAUUCAGUCUAAUAUGAAGGACUUUAAAAUGAAUAUUGCACCAUUUACUGAAACCGUUCGCAAGAGAUUGGAUGCUCAUCCUUUUACCAGCAAACUAAGUGAAAAAUUUGAUCAAAAGCUGGAAGAGAUGAGACAGACAUUCACUCCUGUGGUUGAGAGCUUCCAACAGCAUCUCACCCCAUAUUCUAAAGACCUUAAAAGCAAGUUGACCUCUCUGUGGGACAGACUCCACCAAAAUUUUAAUGAAGGAUACUAAGAGAAACCAAAUGGCCCAUUUUGUACUGAGUAGUGGCCUGUCCUUUAUUUCAGUAUUAGCUCCUUAAAGUUCCAAUGUUUACUUUAAUGUACAUGGGUUUUAUUUAUUUUGUAGCCAGGAUACAGCCAAAAUGCUGCGUUAAUAUAACCUAACACUGCCUUUACAAGAAGAAUUGUUCCCAUAUUUGGGGAAGUUUGUUAUCACAAAUUUUGUUGUCACAAAUUAUGUUUCUGUCAGGCGAGCUGACGUUAAGGGUAUCCUUUCUAAAUGCACACAAUGGCUUCAUGAAGAACGUCAGCAUCAGUGGGUUGCCAGGCUAUGUUGCUAUCUGUGAUCAUUACAAGUUAAUC
Rhincodon typus (whale shark) is the source of this 1212-nucleotide messenger RNA. Its product is annotated as apolipoprotein A-I. Gene Ontology annotation, biological process: lipid transport; lipoprotein metabolic process. The transcript has 4 exons. The coding region runs from base 89 to 862 and encodes 257 amino acids. Gene Ontology annotation, cellular component: extracellular region. The record is from RefSeq and is a predicted model, not a curated record. Lineage: Eukaryota; Metazoa; Chordata; Chondrichthyes; Orectolobiformes; Rhincodontidae. Gene Ontology annotation, molecular function: lipid binding.